Molecule: messenger RNA, 678 nt
Organism: Apis florea (little honeybee)
Lineage: Eukaryota; Metazoa; Arthropoda; Insecta; Hymenoptera; Apidae
Gene: AQP
Product: aquaporin
Cellular component (GO): cytoplasm
Molecular function (GO): channel activity
Source: RefSeq, a predicted model, not a curated record
GUACCCGUAAUAUUUGGAGCAUUUAUCGAAUGUGUGGCAACUUGUAUAUACAGAGUAGUUUCACGUGGUUUAAGCGAGAUAAAUUCAAGGAUUAAUGUUAUUAUCGAUUCCUUUAUUGGAACUACUUUAGUUAUUGCAGCUUUCGAUUAUUCCGGCGGUUACUUCAAUCCUGCACUGGCCACCUCCUUGAAGUACGGAUGUUUGGGAACUUCCUUCAUGGAGCACGUGAUAGUUUAUUGGGUCGGUGCGUGUGCCGGUUCCAUUGCCUCUUUACGAGUUUAUAAAUCACCGUUCGUUCAGCAAUACGUGGAACAGUAUAAGGAAAAAACGCUUUAAGUUAGACAAAGAUACAGUGGAUCAUUGCUCAAGUUUGUUGAUUUUGUGUUCAUUUGAUUUUUCUGUUGUUUAUUUAACUUAAAUGUGUUUUCUGUCUGUUAUCAUUUUACAAAAUAGCGUAUAUAUUUAUAAUACGAUUGAAAUAGAAUAGUUAUUAUAAGGAAUACAUUUCUGCACAAAAUUAGUCAUUUUUAUCGUACGUUUGUAAAAUAAAAACGUUUUUUGGAUUUACAGGGUGAUAAUUAUACGAUUUGAGUUCAAAUUAAUAUAAAUUUGAUCCUGUAUAUAACGAUGUUUGUAAUGAAUUAAAAUUGUACAAAGAAAUAAAAUUAUUUUGAAUAA